CUACCAAGAGUCUCCAGAAGUGUUCAUCUUGUUCGAUGAACACUUUUCGGCCAAAGGAACAGAGGAGUACUUUUCAAGUAUUGUCAAGAAGUGGAUUCCAUCGGAUGAAUAGGACUGCGGCCACAGGGCAUGGUACGCGUUCGACGGCGUGGCUCGAUAAUAAGGCUGCCUUUAAUAAUGCAAUGGGCACCUGUGAUAAGAUUUUCGUUUUUGUCCCCCAAUUGAGUAAAGUAAGGAUGACGGGAGAAGCAUAAGAUGGGGUCGUCAAUUUGAGUGCACUGUUCGGUUUCAAGCCAGUGCAGUGUGGAAGCCAAUUGCAAGCAAUUUUCAAGCCAGUGCAGUGUGCAGUAAGGAAAUUUCUCCAAUUGACAAGGCGGACCGAGGUUGGAUAUCAGGAUUGGAGCACACGCCAUGGAACAGAUUCUCCCGGACACGGAGAACGUUGUUUCAUUGCGAUAUGCUGACCUUCUGAAUAAGGACGCGGAUUUGUCUGUAGACCUGGAGAAUGGCCUCGGACCAGAAGGCAUGGGCAUCAUCUCCGUAGUAGACAUUCCUGGGUAUGGCGAAUUGCGAAAGAAGCUGCUUCCACUAGUAGAGAAGCUUGCACACCUUCCGGAAGAAAGUUUGAAGAAGCUGGUAGAUCCUGUUAGCGGCUACAAUUUCGGCUGGAGUCAUGGGGCAGAAAAAUUCAAUGGUCAGCCUGAUUUCAUGAAGGGAUCUUUCUAUGCCAAUAUUUGCUCCGAUAUCCCAAAUGCAGCAGACACAGAAAAUAUGAGAUACCCAUCCCAAUGCCGGAGCAAUAUCUGGCCAAGCGAGGAUCUUCCAGAACUUGAACGGGCCUUCAAGGAGAUGGGGUCACUGAUAAAGGAAGUGGGCUAUUUAUUGGCUUAUCAUUGCGACAAAUUCCAGACGUCUAAACAAGCUGGAAAGGUGGGAGUUUUGGAAAGCAUGUUACGCCGUUCGCAAGGGCACAAGGGCAGGCUAUUACACUACUACCCGGUCGAAUGUGGACAUGAGCAGAACAAUGCUGAAGCGCCCGUUUGGUGUGGAUGGCAUACCGAUUUUGGCUCACUGACAGGUCUAACAGCGGCUAUGUACACAAAAGAUGGUGUAGAAGUACCUUGCCCAGAUCCAGAGGCUGGCCUCUACAUCAAGACAAACCCCGGCCGAGUUGUCAAAGCAGUGUUUGAUGAAGAUAGUCUUGCUUACCAAAUAGGCGAGACAACAGAGUGGGUCUCAGGUGGUUUAUUUCAUGCUACGCCACAUUCUGUCCAGACCCCAAAGCGAAAUCACAAAGGAGUCGCGCGUAAUACCCUCGCCGUGUUUAUGCAACCCAGCUGGGGAGAAGUUUUGGACAUCCCAGGGGAGAUGAAGACGAAGAUCAAUCCUUCAUUGAGGCAUGACGGUCUCACUUUCGGGGAGUACUCCGAGGUCACUAUCCAGAACUAUCUUGUGUAUGGUGUCCAACCGAAUGCCAAUGCUAUCCAAAUAAAUGAUAAUAACGAUGGCGGUUCAACCUGAGAUGAGCGAAGCCUUAGUACUAAUUUCACGUCCUGCAUCAAAGUCGAUCUUGAUGAAGAUGACGUCCACGCAGACCUACAAGCACAUUACCCGUUAUCGUAAAAUCGCGAACAGAACAUGAACGCCCAUAUAAAUCCGUAGAAACGUACAGCACCUUGUGACCUGUAGACUAGACAUAAUCAAGCAAUUCUUAUAUUGCCCAAGUUGACCUCGCAGAGGCUUUGUUCCACAAUGUCAUGCCAUUCCCUGUUCACAACUUUCAUGCAGGCAAAACGCCGUAUAAUGCAAAUUAUGCAGACAACUCAC
Marchantia polymorpha subsp. ruderalis is the source of this 1827-nucleotide messenger RNA. NCBI's taxonomy places the organism in Eukaryota, Viridiplantae, Streptophyta, Marchantiopsida, Marchantiales, Marchantiaceae. The record is from the annotation of a GenBank genome assembly.